UAAGUGGAACUGUGACGAUCAUGGCCAGCACUGUUCUGGAAUGUUUUGGCUUCCUAAUUGGUGUAGUAGGAUGGAUGUGUGUCUGUGCGGUUACAGGAAUGCCACAGUGGAAGAUCACACCAUUUAUUGGAAGCACCAUACUGAAUACAGAGAUCACAUGGGAAGGGAUUUGGAUGACCUGCGUCUACCAGCAGACAUUGGGCCGGUUGGUAUGUGAUAGCUACGACUCCACACUUGACCUCUCUGGGGAUGUGCAGAUGGCAAGGGCCCUCAUGUGUCUGGCCAUUUCCUUGGGACUUCUGGCCAUCAUGGUAUCAACAGUGGGAAUGAAGUGCACGUACUGCGCUGGGGAUGACAGCAGAGUGAAGGGCUAUGCGUCCGCUAUCGCUGGCUGCCUUUUCUUCCUGGCUGGCCUGUGUGUUUUGAUUCCUGUGUCAUGGGUCGCACACAAUAUUAUCACAGACUUUUACAAUCCACUUGUGCCGGAGGGUUUGAAGCGGGAACUGGGAGAUGCCCUGUACUUGGGCUGGUCUGCCACCUGUUUCCUUGGUAUCGGAGGAGCCUUUCUCUGUUGCUCUUACCCUACAAACAGUGAGUGUAGACAAGGCUAUCGGAACAGUAAUGCCACAAAUCAGCCUUCGGUGCCCAUUCAGAACCCAGCAGCUUGUUACUCGCUGAAGGAAUAUGUCUGAACUCUCCACUUGAAAUCUGAAAUGACGUUUUUUGUUUGUAAUAGCGACGGGUUUCUGCGAUUGUUCUCAUUAAUUUAUUUCACGUUCUUACAGAGUUA
This is a messenger RNA of Chiloscyllium plagiosum (whitespotted bambooshark), 790 nucleotides long. RefSeq names its product claudin-4-like. The record is from RefSeq and is a predicted model, not a curated record. Gene Ontology annotation, molecular function: structural molecule activity. NCBI's taxonomy places the organism in Eukaryota, Metazoa, Chordata, Chondrichthyes, Orectolobiformes, Hemiscylliidae. Gene Ontology annotation, cellular component: bicellular tight junction; membrane.